Messenger RNA from Durio zibethinus, 2807 nucleotides. It is a transcript of the gene PAP9, whose product is annotated as purple acid phosphatase 9. Lineage: Eukaryota; Viridiplantae; Streptophyta; Magnoliopsida; Malvales; Malvaceae. Gene Ontology annotation, molecular function: acid phosphatase activity; metal ion binding. The record is from RefSeq and is a predicted model, not a curated record.
CCCAUACUUCAGUUUUUCCUUCUUACAGCUAUCCUCAUCGUUUCUCUGCCAUCAUCGGCCAUGAUCCUGCUUUUCUUCUUCCUUCUUUCUCUUCUCUCCCAAACCCAAUCCAAACUCAUCCUCUCUGUAACUCCAAAAAUCCUGUCCAAAUCUGGCGACCAGGUUCUCAUCCGAUGGUCCGGUAUCGAGUCACCAUCGAAGCUCGACUGGCUCGGUCUCUACUCACCCCCCGACUCAACCCACGACAACUUCAUCGGUUACAAAUUCCUUUCCUCUUCCCCAAAUUGGGAAUCAGGGUCGGGAUCCAUUUCUCUACCUCUCACCUCCCUCCGCUCUAACUACUCCUUCCGAAUCUUCCGCUGGACCGAAUCCGAGGUCAACCCGGACCUCCACGAUCAGGAUCAUAAUCCUCUCCCGGUUACACAUCAUUUGUUGGUGGAGUCGGAGAGGGUGGGGUUCGAGUCGGGUCGUGGACCGGAGCAGAUCCACUUGGCGUUGACUGGUCGGGAAGGGGAGAUGCGGGUGAUGUUCGUAGCGGAGGACCCUGCGGAGAGGCACGUGAGGUAUGGGGAGAGGGAAGGAGAGUGGGAAGGUGGCGUGGCGGUGGCAAGUGCGGUGAGGUAUGAGAGGGAAGACAUGUGUCAUGGCCCAGCUAAUGAGAGCGUUGGCUGGAGAGAUCCUGGUUGGAUAUUUGACGCGGUUAUGAAGGGUUUAAAGGGUGGGAUCAAAUACUAUUAUCAGGUUGGAAGCGAGUCUAAAGGUUGGAGCAGUACACGCAGCUUUGUCUCUUGGGACACAAGUUUAAACGAAACAACAGCCUUCCUAUUUGGAGACAUGGGAACUGCUACACCAUACUUAACCUUUAGUCGUACACAAGAUGAAAGCAUAUCAACCAUUAAGUGGAUCCUACGUGACAUUGAAGCUAUUGGAGACAAGCCUAUUUUCAUUUCUCAUAUUGGGGAUAUCAGCUAUGCAAGAGGCUACUCAUGGUUGUGGGAUGAAUUUUUCAACUUAAUUGAGCCUGUUGCCUCCAAGGUGCCAUAUCAUGUGUGCAUUGGUAAUCAUGAAUAUGAUUGGCCUUCACAGCCUUGGAAACCUGAGUGGUCCAAUACAAUUUAUGGAACAGAUGGCGGUGGUGAAUGUGGGGUGCCAUACAGCCUUAGAUUCAAUAUGCCUGGCAACUCUUCAGAACCAACUGGAACCCUUGCUCCAGCUACACGAAACCUUUACUACUCAUUUGAUAUGGGGCCAGUUCAUUUUGUUUACAUGUCAACUGAAACCAAUUUCCUCCCUGGAAGCAGCCAAUAUAAUUUUCUGAAGCAUGAUCUAGAGUCAGUUGAUCGGACAAAGACCCCUUUUGUUGUAGUUCAAGGGCAUAGACCAAUGUACACUACAAGCUAUGAAAGUAGAGAUGCCCCAUUGAGGGAGAGAAUGCUUGAGCAUUUGGAACCUUUGUUCGUGAAAAACAAUGUGACCCUUGCAUUAUGGGGCCAUGUCCACCGGUACGAGAGGUUUUGUCCACUGAAGAACUUUACGUGUGGAAGCAUGGGGCUAAAGUGGGAAGGCUGGGAGGCAUUACCUGUCCAUGUUGUGAUUGGGAUGGCUGGACAAGACUGGCAACCAACUUGGGAACCUAGACCAGACCAUCCACAUGAUCCAGUCUUCCCACAACCCAAGAGGUCUUUGUACCGCACGGGUGAGUUUGGGUACACUAGAUUGGUUGCUACAAAAGAGAAGCUUAUACUUUCUUUCGUAGGAAACCAUGAUGGGGAGGUGCAUGACAUGGUUGAGAUUUUAGCAUCUGGGCAAGUUAUUAAUGGUGGUGACAGUGACAGUGGUAAAGUUGGUGCAGCCCUUAAGGAUGAGGUGAUGCAGUACUCAUUUUCACGUUAUGUCUGGGGUGGUAGUGUCUUGGUGCUCGGCGGUUUUGUUGGCUAUGUUCUUGGUUUUGUUUCGCGUGCUAGGAAUCGAGCUGCCUCAGGAAGGGGCUGGACUUCCUUGAAAAGUGAGGAGAUAUGAAAUACAAGACGAAAGAUUAUGUGUGAAGGGCACCAUGAAGAAAAUUCUUGUAUCAUUCCAUUUAUACCAAUUGAGUAGAUCAGUAAUGACAAAUGUAUGGUCCGGAUGGGAGAGAAAAUGGAAAAAGAAAUGUUAAAACUUCAUACAGUUAUGUGAAGCAAAUUUGGUAAGCUAUGCAACCUCUCACUUGGCAAGCAAAUGACGUGCACGUUGGUUGGCACCUUUCACUCGAGAGUUCAGUUAAUCCACAUCAUCUUGGAGAUGAUCAAGAGCUUUAUUUUGUCUGCAAUUACCAAAUCAUUUAACAAUAAUAUGAGACAGGGUAUGUAACUGAGAAUGGGUGGAAAUUACAUUAAAAUGCAGAUUUUGAAGCAGUGUAGAAGUUAACAAGUACAUGGACAUAAUAAGAGCGAGACAACAGACCUUUCAAGUUCAGAUCCCAUCUCGGCAGCCAUGCAGUUUAGAUCACCCAAGAUAUUACUUAGAUCUGAAAGUGCAUCAUCUUGCUUUGCCUUCUCAAGCUGGAGUUAGAUAACCAAUUAAUAUCACUGCAAUAGCGGAAUUUUACCAAAAUUUGUACGCACAAGAUAGUACUAACCUCAACUUUCUGUAUGGCAUUAGUUGGUUCAGGAGGAGGUGUCCUACUUCCCGGCUGAGCUUUAGGUACAGGGGCCAGACCCAACUUUUCUCUCUGCUUCUUGUGGUUUUCACUUUUAUUAGAUGACUUGUUUGCCAAAGCAAUGCAUGAAACAAUCAAAUCAUUGUAAAAUCCAAUUGACAUCCAUCCA